AUGUUGUUCAUUUGUCUAAAUGAGAAAAUAGGCGAUCGAUUAAAGAAUAAAAUAUCUGGUCUUGUAUAUUCCAUAAAGAACAAAAAUGAAGAAGACAAAGCAAAGACUCAAGUAUCUGGCAUUUCGUACAAUUUUAAGAAAAAGAGUGAUGGAGAUACCGAUAAGAUUAAACUAAAUAGCCACUUAUUCUCUAGAAAGAAAAAGUCAGAUGGCGACGAUCGUAAGAAAAAAAUAACGGGAGUGGUCUACUCAGUAAAGGCCCGUAAAUCUGGUGGAAAAGGAAAGGCUAGAUUAACUGGUGUGGCAUAUGUAUUAAAGGAACAAAAAGGCAAUCUACCCGAGACUUUGGAGUAUUUCUAUCCUUAUAGUAAUGAGAUCACAGUUAAAUAA
Molecule: messenger RNA, 390 nt
Organism: Ceratosolen solmsi marchali
Lineage: Eukaryota; Metazoa; Arthropoda; Insecta; Hymenoptera; Agaonidae
Exons: 14
Coding region: 1-390 (129 amino acids)
Source: RefSeq, a predicted model, not a curated record